UCCGUAAAGUUGGUCGGUGGUCGAAUAAAAUUUGCUAAAUUUAUCAUCGUCCUCGCGGAAAUAAAUCUAAUCCCAUUAGUCCCUUCCCGCCGGACGCCUUCGAACCAAUGUGAAUCGGUUUCCCGGCCGCACAAUGUCUUACAACGUGGAUGAGAUGAGCUGGAUUGAUGUUCGGAAUCUGUUCCGAAAGUGGCGCGACGACAAUGAGCGAAAGAGUGACGACGUGAUGGAACUGUGGGACGGUGUACUGGCCAGCAAACAGCAGAAGCUGGGCAAUGAACGACACCUGGUGCUGGAACAGGUCAUUAUCGCUGCGCUCGACUGCAAUCGCAUCGAAACGGCCGAACACUGUGUGAGCAUUCUCUCGGCCGAGUUUCCCGGCAGUCUGCGCAUCCAGAAGUACCGUUCGAUGCUACUGGAAGCCCUGGGACGCUACGAAGAUGCUUUGGACGAGCUGGAAACCAUCAUCCGGAAAGACGAGACGAAUGCGGCGCCCCGAAAGCGCAAGGUGGCCAUACUGAAAACGCAGGGUCGCACGGCCGAAGCUAUCAAGGAGCUGUGCGACUACAUGAAGAUUUUCAUGUCCGACCAAGAAGGGUGGCAUGAGCUGUGCAAUCUGUAUUUGGCCGAGGGUGAGUACGCAAAGGCCGCCUUCUGCAUGGAAGAACUGCUGCUCCACAACCCGCACAGUCACCUGAUUCAUCAAAGGUUUGCCGACAUCCGGUACACUAUGGGAGGGCUGGACAAUAUCGAGACGGCGAAAACACACUACUGCAAGGCCGCAAAGCUCAAUGUUAACAACCUUCGCGCAUUGUAUGGAUUGUUUCUGUGCGCGGGUCACAUAAUGAACUCGAAGGCGGUCGUCGGAAAGCGAAAGGAAGCCCAAAAGCUAGCCCACUGGGCCAUGGAGCAGAUACAGGCACGAACGAAUGUGCCCGCAAAAGACACCAAAGCUACGGACAGUAAAGUGGGGAAAAGUCGGCUCGACAAGUCCACAGAUGAGCUGGCGGCGCUUGAGCAAGCCUUUGGCGGGUUAGAUGUCGGAAAACUAACCAAUUGACAGACCUGGCAUCACCAGAGUGUCGCCACUGUCCUCAGCGUUGUUUGAUGCCUGUUUGGCAAUUUUGUUUUGCGACUGAUGCACGAACAUCAGUUCCCGUUUUAGUUCAAUAACUAGCACCCAGGCGGCACGAGAGAUCCGCGGAGUGUAGCGGCUUACGUUUCAUGCGAACAUCCAUUCCCUUGGGUUAGGAUAAGUUAUGCGCGAUCUGAAACAGAUUCAACCAAUGGCGCACUAAGAAAGAGAAAAGACAACGUCAUGCAGCUGCACCUAGACGUGCAUUGGCCAACCGGAAGCGAUGGCAACACAAUGCACUUUUUAGUUUAUCAUCACCACAAAUAAACGGCAGUCUUCGUCUGUGUUUAUCACUUUCUUUUUUUAGUAUCAAACAUUCAGUACAUCCAGGGCGAAAAGCGUUAAGGUACCCUUAAGGAGGUGGUUAAUAAACGGUUUGAUUAGUAAGA
Messenger RNA from Anopheles bellator, 1524 nucleotides. RefSeq names its product ER membrane protein complex subunit 2-like. The record is from RefSeq and is a predicted model, not a curated record. Gene Ontology annotation, molecular function: protein binding. Lineage: Eukaryota; Metazoa; Arthropoda; Insecta; Diptera; Culicidae. The transcript is spliced from 4 exons. Bases 134 to 1060 code for a protein of 308 amino acids. Gene Ontology annotation, cellular component: EMC complex. Gene Ontology annotation, biological process: protein folding in endoplasmic reticulum.